Messenger RNA from Panicum hallii, 1368 nucleotides. RefSeq lists its product as uncharacterized. Bases 194 to 1003 code for a protein of 269 amino acids. The record is from RefSeq and is a predicted model, not a curated record. The transcript has a single exon. Lineage: Eukaryota; Viridiplantae; Streptophyta; Magnoliopsida; Poales; Poaceae.
CAAAUCAACCCGGCCUUCCUUCCUUCCACCACCACCCAGCGCUCAGCACCAAGCUUUUCUCUCUCUCUCUCUCUCAAAGCGAAAGCGAAGCAGAGCUCGUGUCACGUGAGUAUCGGAGGUUGCUAGCUAGCUACCUCGCUGAUUCGUUCGUGAGCGAUCCCGCCCGCUGCGCAUUUCCCAGCCCGGCACCAUCAUGGAUCUCGCCGUCGAGCCCGACAAGCGGAUCCAGCCGUCCGGCGGCGGCAGCGGCAUGGAGCCCCCCGGGUUCGGGAAGCGCCUCAUGAGCGUGCUCCGCGCCGUCUUCCACAUGCUGCGCCGAGGCCUCUGCCGCAAGCGCCUCAUGAUGGACCUCCAGCUUCUGCUCGGCCGGGGCAAGCUCGCCGGCAAGGCGCUGCGCAACCUCGUCGCCGCUGCGCACCACCCGCACGGCGCUCACCACCACCACCACCUGGUGGCCGCUCGCGCCGGCGCAGGAACUGGAAACGGCGCCGCGGGGGCGGCGUCCUCGGCCUCCGCCGCGGACCUGCCGUUCGCGCCCAACCCCAGGGACGUGGAGUUCAGCUGCGAGACCACGCCGUCGUACUCGUACGCGGGGCCGGUGCGCGCCCUGUUCCCGUUCAGGAUCCGCGGGCGCGGCGGCGGCGCCGCCCGGGGCUGCGACGGGCUCGACUUCGCCCAGGUGGCGCGCGCGCUCGAGAUGAUGAGCGCCGCGGAGGCCGCCGGGGCCGGGGCCGGGGCCGGGGGCGCGGCGGGCGGGGAGACGCCGCCCCCGGCUACCGCGGCCGGGGCCACGCCGUCGCCCAUGCUGGCGCUCAGCCUCGGUCGCAGCCCCGCCGGGGCCCGCCAGCUGCGCGUCACCGACUCGCCGUUCCCCCUCGAGCCGGAGGGCGUCGACGAGCGCGCCAACUCCAACUUCGACGCCUUCAUCAACAAGUUCUACGAGAACCUCCGCCUGCAGGCGGCCAACGCCACCCCCGACAACUGCGUGCGCCGCCGUGGCUAGCCCCCGCCGCUGCCCAACGAGGGCGCGCUCCCAAGUCCCAAGCAAGUGGCCACACCAUGCACACCACACAUAAUAGUGUCAACGACGACUGUUUCACUGUCAUGUGGGUUUCGAGUUUUACCACCUGCAUGUGUAAUUUUUCUUUCUUUUCCAUUACUUUCCUCGUCCGUGAUAAUCGAUCUCGAUAUAUAAGCUGGUCGGUCGGUGAGGAGACGAGCGAGAUAAACAAGGGCUAGUAUAGCUAGCGUGCUGUUGCAGCUAAUUAAUAAGCCCUGAACUCCUGUGGAUCUGUCACACUAUGUAUCUGCAUAUGCAUAUGAAUAUGAAUAUGAUCGAGAUGAAAUGGUAAAUUUUGCACAUUUCAA